UUCUGACAAUUUCUGUAAAACUUUGACACAAUGUGAUGAUAGAGUCCAGUCAUUUGCUCCCUUCAACAUCCUCACAAUAUAUCUUCAACAUCUAUAAAACUAUAGCACAUUAUACAAUUAUCAUCACUUUCUUAAUUCCUCUUACAAAACAUGUCCACCAUUCCUUUCAUUUUGAAGGUCAUUGAGCAUUGCAAAAUCACUCCCCCAAUCAAUACAACUCAAACAGUCUCUUCCCUCCCCCUAACAUUCUUUGACAUUCCUUGGCUUCUUUUCUCUCCAAGCCAACCACUAUUUUUCUAUGAAUUUCCUCAUUCAAUUUCCCAUUUCACAACCACCAUUGUCCCAAAACUUAAACAAUCUCUUUCUCUCACACUUCAACAUUACUUCCCAUUUUCCGGUACAUUCGUUCCCUCGCUUGAUCUAACCGAACCUCAACUCGAAUUUACUCUUAACAACUCGGUUUCAUUCACGGUCGCAGAGUCAAAUAGCGACUUUGAACACUUGUGCUCCGAUUACUCAAGAGAUGUUAAUGAAUUCCACCCUUUGGUACCAAAGUUGCAACAAAUCUUUUCAUUUGAAGUAAAAGAGUUCCCUUUGUUAGCUAUUCAAAUAACAUCAUUCCCAAAUUAUGGCUUUUCCAUUGGCCUAGCUUUUCAUCAUGUUGUUGCUGAUGGAAGAACCUUCCACAAUUUCAUCAAAACAUGGUCUUCAUAUUGUUCUUCUUCUACCUUUGAAGACUCAUCAUCGCUUAUAAAAUCCCUUCCCUUGUAUGAUCGAAGUGUGAUUAUCGACACAAAUGACCUUCACGAAGUUUUCUUGAAAGAUUGGAGAAAAAGAAGACUAGUACUCAAUGCAAAAGAUAGUAGAGAAUCCAAAGUUGAUUCCUCAAACAUGACUAGAGCUACAUUCUUAAUGAGUUUAACUCAAAUGGAGAAAAUCAAAAAAAUUAUUGUUGAAUCAUGCAAAGAAAAGAAAACAUCUCAACCUUUGCAUUUAUCUUCGUAUGUGUUAACUAGUGCUUUUUUAUGGAUUUGUUUGCUUAAAACUCAACAAGAGUUUAUUAAUGAAAAAGUGGUUUGUGAAGAUGUUACACACUUUGGAUUCAUUGCUGGUGGUAUAACAAGAUUGGAGUAUCAAGUACCAAAGAAUUAUUUUGGUAAUUGUGUUGGAUUUGGAAGGGUAUCAUUGACAAAAAAGGACUUACUAGGAGAAGAUGGUAUUGUUGUUGCAGCUAAAGAAAUUGGAAGCACAAUUAAGAAACUUGAUGCAUCAAUUUUUGGAGAGGGUAAGAAAUGGAUUUUGGAUUGGGAAAUGUUACAUGGGUCAGAGGAACAUGUUCAUGUUACAUGGUCUCCAAAAUUGAAACUUUAUGAAUUGAAUUUUGGGUGGGGGAGGCCUAAGAAAAUAGAGGAGGUUUCAAUUGAUUUUACAAGAGGUGUUUCUUUUGUUGAGAGUAGAGAUUUUGAGGGUGGAAUUGAGAUAGGGUUAGCUUUGCCUAAGAGUAAAAUGGAUAUUUUCACCUUUUUCUUCAAGAAUGGACUAGAGGAUCUACCAUGAUUAUCUAGUUUAACAUUUUCUUGCUCAAUGUGUAGGUUUUACAUAUGUUUUCAUGCGUCAUUUUUCUAUCCACUGCAUAGAUGCAAGAAGGCUAAGAGAUUCACCUUCUUUAGUUUGAAUCAAGUUAGGGAUGUAAGAGGUGUAAGCCGCAAUAAUCGGUCUUUGAAUGUAUUCAAAUUGUAAAUAUAUUUCUAAUGUUUAUACUUUUAA
Medicago truncatula (barrel medic) is the source of this 1767-nucleotide messenger RNA. RefSeq names its product anthocyanin 5-aromatic acyltransferase. The record is from RefSeq and is a predicted model, not a curated record. Lineage: Eukaryota; Viridiplantae; Streptophyta; Magnoliopsida; Fabales; Fabaceae. The transcript has a single exon. The coding region runs from base 151 to 1557 and encodes 468 amino acids.